Molecule: messenger RNA, 1552 nt
Organism: Suillus subalutaceus
Lineage: Eukaryota; Fungi; Basidiomycota; Agaricomycetes; Boletales; Suillaceae
Product: concanavalin A-like lectin/glucanase domain-containing protein
Exons: 9
Coding region: 176-1408 (410 amino acids)
Biological process (GO): glucan catabolic process
Molecular function (GO): hydrolase activity, hydrolyzing O-glycosyl compounds
Source: RefSeq, a predicted model, not a curated record
GUUUGUUCGGAUCUAGUCAUGUGCGUGAGUCGCCGGAAGCCACAACGCGCGCGGUUAAGUAUGUAUGCAUAAGGUUUCAUUACGCAGGGCCUCGAGCUCCAAACCAUCCCUUCUCCAGCCGGCAGCGAGGUUACUCGCCCGACCAUCGCCACUCGGAGAUUUGCUGACUAUAUGAAUGCCUUCCGGUUUUCCUCUGCCCAUAUUUUCACACUUCGUGACCAUGAAGCACUGGCUUGUGUUCGAGAUCUUUGCUUCUUAUAUAUCUUCUGUGAAGGGCUAUAGUCUCGUCCGCGAAUAUUCGGGUCAGAGCUUCUUCGAUCUUUGGGACUUUUAUGGCGCUUAUGACAACACGACUCAAGGUAAUGUCAUAUGGGUCAACGAGUCCUAUGCAACCAGUCAGAGCCUGGCGUACAUAGACGGUCAAGGAAAUGCCAUAAUCAAAGUGGACAACACAACAGAUGUGCCUAUGGGCCAGAACCGUAGCUCAGUUCGCAUAACCACUCAAGACACGUAUGAUGUCGGAAGCCUUUGGAUAAUCGAUCUCAGUCACAUACCGUUUGGAUGCUCGGUAUGGCCCGCAUUUUGGAGUUUUGGGCCUAACUGGCCGGAGGACGGGGAGAUAGAUAUCAUCGAGGGCAUCAAUUUGAUGCCCGAUAACCAAAUAAGCAUUCACACCACGCCAGGAUGUACUGCUAAUGGAUCAGAAUAUCAAUUUGGUACAAGCGGUACAACAACCGACUGUUCUCAACCCUCUGGAUGCACAGUGAUGCAAACUUCUCCGAAUAGUUUUGGAAGUGGUUUUGCGGCAGCUGGCGGGGGAGUUUGGGCAACGCAGUUUGAUGUGUCGGGUAUCUUUAUUUGGUUCUGGAGUCGCCCCGACGUACCCGCUUCCAUCUAUUCAGCCUCGAUGGACGUCACUCAAUGGGGAAUUCCGCAUGCCAGUUAUUUUUCUAACACUUGCAACAUUACCCAAUAUUUCAGUGCACAAAACCUGGUUUUAGACAUCACUCUUUGCGGAGACUGGGCAGGUAUUGGAGCAUCCUAUAAUGCGUCGUGUGGCAACUCAGGCCCAACAGGUCUGUGUUACAAUGACUGCGUAGUCGGGCCUGGAAGUCCACGAUAUGAUGACGCAUAUUUCAACAUUUCCUAUGUUCGCGCAUAUACUUCUGCUCUACCAUCUGCCACUCCGAGCCCAUCCAUUACUUCAACGACAUCCACCAAACCCACAACGGCAAUGACGAGCUCGACGACAAGACACGAUGGGCUAUUUACCCAUGCCUCCGAUAACAAUGGGUGGGGCGCAGUAGUGAUGCUUCUUAUUGCGGCUCCAAUUGCCGUUAUUGGCUCAUGGCCACUCGUGUUCAAGAGGUGGUAUCACCGGGGCAUACCACCACUGCAGCCUGCGUAGUUUCACUUCGCUCGUGACUUUUUAUGACUCAGAGAUGACCAAAAUAACUUAACGACUGCAUUUAUAUCUAGAUUGCACCAUGAAUAAUAGACAGAUUAAUAUACCAUUGUUAUGCACAAGUAAACAACGGACUUGCUUUUCAUG